Lachancea thermotolerans CBS 6340 is the source of this 2667-nucleotide messenger RNA. RefSeq names its product Cyk3p (gene CYK3). NCBI's taxonomy places the organism in Eukaryota, Fungi, Ascomycota, Saccharomycetes, Saccharomycetales, Saccharomycetaceae. The record is from RefSeq and is a predicted model, not a curated record. The coding region runs from base 1 to 2667 and encodes 888 amino acids. The transcript has a single exon. Gene Ontology annotation, molecular function: protein binding.
AUGCCGCCAGCCUUGCCGCAACCGCCUUUCAAAGUUAAAGCUCACUAUUCUUGGUCGGGAGAAACUAAGAAUGAUCUAGGGUUCUUAGAGAACGACGUUAUCCAGGUUACUAAAAUUAAGGGAAACUGGUUUUAUGGCACUCUGCUGAGAAAUUCUAAAAAAUACGGCUAUUUCCCUACCAACUUCGUUACGAUUAUUCAAGAAAAGUACAAUGACUUCAAGCAGGAUGGCGAGUCCUCAGAACCCAGAACGCCGGGGGCGCCACAGGAGCCUAUUGGGAUCCCACCGAUCCCACAACGGGGGCCCAGGACCAAUUCCUCGAAUUUUAAGGGCAGCCGUGACAGACACAGGAGCGAGGCGAAGGCCGCAAAAGCAGCGCUCAGCGAACAGCUUCGCUCCCCUUAUGAGCAAGCAAGCCGUAAGCAGUCUAGAUAUCAAAGAAUGCCAUACGCACAUUCGCUAGAAAGACUACCGCAAUCAUACUCUGCGUCCAAUGUAAGUGCAAAGCAUUAUAGCACCCCAGAUUUCGAGAGCGUUCGCGCUAAGCCGAGAAAUUCUUACAGUGGCCCCUCCAAGCAAGAAGACUCUGCGGGCUACCACUCGAGGAGAAUGGAGGGCCUUCCACCGUUGCCACCGAUCCCACAGCUUAAAGAGAGAUUGAAGUCUAAGUCUACCGUGCCAAAAUCUUUCUCUUCCAAUGACCUGCCAAAUGUUCUUCCUAACGCUGACCUUGACACGAGAGUGUCCCAACAAAGGUUGAGCAUGGACUUUUACGACGGGUGCAGCUCACCAAUGUCGCCGUCUGAUGAAAGCUCGACUGUUUUUUCUCAGGCGCGGUAUCUGGAGGAUUCGGUCGCAAGCAGCGAAGACAGCUUCGCUUUGAUGAGCGAUUUCAGCGCCACUAGUGCGGGCAGCUUCGCGAGACACAGGUAUGCAAAGUCUUUCAACGACUCUAUGCAAAGGUCGCAACUUGCCGUCGAAGAAGGCCCCGCGCAUUCGCGAAACAGUCCUGGAAGCUCCACGAAGUUUAACGGCAUAUUCAGAAAGUUGCGUUCCAGGACUGGCGACACGUCUCCGACCUCUCCAACGGGUUCAUAUCCCAAACUCCCAGACCUCUCAUCUUUGCAACUCAACUCCUCAAAUGGCGAGGCUCAUGGGUGGGUUGAGGCAAAGGCUCAUCUACAUAGAGCGCAGACUUUGACAUCAAAAGAGCGCCACGAGAGGCAGAUGCUUGCUUUAGAAGAGAACCGCGACCUUGUGCUGCAUCCCCACGAGUACAUCCUUGAUGAAAUCAAUACCAAUGAGGUGAGGCACGGUAGGCAACCUGGGCUUGUUGAUAUUGAACUAAACUGCAUUGACAAAGAGUUUAUAGCAGCACUCGCCAAGAAAAAAGCAAAAAAGGGGGGAUCUUCAUCAGUCGAGACUUUUGCUCGUCAGAUUAUCAACUCUGCAUUCAAGACUCAAGUUGAGAAGCUGUUUGCAAUAUUCAUCUUUUGCACCGAGACGUUUGCUCUAAUUGACGACCAUGGGCAAACAGACUUCGGAAAACAACCUUCUCACUUAAGCAAAACUCUGCAUAAAAACUACUGCACGCCUUACGAACUGACAUGGAUCUUCAAACGCAUGGCCAACGCGCUGGGGAUUGUUUGCGAAAUUGUUAUAGGCUUCCUAAAAACGCCCGGCGCUGACAACAUGGAUUUUAAAUACAACCACUGCUGGCUUCGCGUGUUGACAAACGAGGAAUGGCGUAUGGUUGACGUGAUUCUCGGAAACAUGACCAAUCCUAUUCAUGAAUACAUUAAUAACAUAACACCAGAACAUGCAGAAGCAUUUUACUUCCUCACACAACCACUGCAUCUAAUUUACACCCAUGUUCCUCGUUUGUAUCAAGAGCAACACAUCAUUCCAGUGAUUGAUCAAAACAUAGCAUUGAGUCUACCUGUCGUGUUCCCAUCUUUCAUAUACAACGAGCUCACGCUCUUCAAAUUUAGCAAUGGACUAGCUAAAAUGCAUGACAAUCAAAUAUACGAAUGCACGUUAGCGAUUCCAAAUGACGUUGAGCUGUUUUGUUCCGUGGUCCCAGAAGACUCAAAAAACCAGCAUUAUGAGAAUAUGGACCUGUCGCUUGUUCAGAUAAAGCAUCGCAAAAAGGAUCGGCUGGCCGUGAUAAAAGCCGUAUUACCUGUAGGUGUUUCUCGGGGGGAUUUACACAUACAUUCUGGAAUCAAAGGCACCCAAACUACCCUAGCUAAUAUACACCCUCUUUCGAUGAUAAUACCGCUGGAACACUCAGGUUCCGCUAAAGAGUACGAAUUCGUCACUAGAAUCCCGUCAAAGUCUGUCCAGAGAAUUGACAUGUACAUCAAAGAACCACAAAAUAAGUAUCUCUUUGCGACACAUGAGUACAAUUUUCAAGUUAUUCAAAACCCAUGCGACGGCAUAAUUUAUGGUUCUGCGGGGUUCAGUAAAUCUAUCAAACAGCCCCUAGCUCUUCAAUCUCCGUCUGGAAAAUUACGUCCAAUGCGCAAAAGCGAUCCUAACUUUGAGUUCGGCACUUGGGAAAUCACAAUUGCUUCUAAGGAAAUGGAAAUAGGUAUAUGGACAGGACUUGUUACUUCAGACGCGGGGGCUGGCUGGUGCCCUUUUGCCGAGUGGAAAUGCGUAUAA